This is a messenger RNA of Salvelinus sp. IW2-2015, 392 nucleotides long. The record is from RefSeq and is a predicted model, not a curated record. Lineage: Eukaryota; Metazoa; Chordata; Actinopteri; Salmoniformes; Salmonidae.
GUGUCCCAGUGAAGCGUAACGAGCUGUAUUAUGACUGCUGUAAGGAGCCCUACCCUGACGUCACCUUUACUGUCACCAUGAGGAGGAGAACGCUGUACUACGGUCUCAACCUCCUCAUCCCCUGUGUUCUCAUCUCUGGCCUGGCCCUGCUGGUCUUCCUGCUGCCUGCAGACUCUGGAGAGAAGAUCUCCCUGGGUAUCACUGUCUUGCUGUCUCUGACUGUCUUCAUGUUGCUGGUAGCAGAAAUCAUGCCGGCUACGUCAGACUCUGUUCCUCUCAUCGGUAAAUAUUUUUCAUUCGCCAUGAUGAUCGUGGGUCUCUCUCUCGUCGUCACGGUUCUCGUUCUACAGUUCCACCAUCACGACCCUCACGGGGUAAAGAUGCCUAAAUGG